Molecule: messenger RNA, 2305 nt
Organism: Terrapene triunguis (Three-toed box turtle)
Lineage: Eukaryota; Metazoa; Chordata; Testudines; Emydidae
Product: thiamin pyrophosphokinase 1-like
Exons: 9
Coding region: 123-863 (246 amino acids)
Biological process (GO): thiamine metabolic process; thiamine diphosphate biosynthetic process
Molecular function (GO): ATP binding; thiamine binding; thiamine diphosphokinase activity
Source: RefSeq, a predicted model, not a curated record
CGAUGCCAUCGCCGUUCCUCCCCUUCCCUUGUCCUCGCCUCUCCCCGGGGCACCUGCACGCGCCCGUCCUAGCGCCAGGCCCCGCAGCAGCAGGGAACGGAGUCUCAGAAAGUUAAUAAGCUAUGGAACGCGUGUUUACUCCGCUGGAAUGUCUGCUUCCCACUGGAAACCUGACGUUUUGCCUUUUGAUUCUUAAUCAGCCUUUGGACAAAGGUUACUUUCAUCCUCUGUGGAGCAAAGCUGUUCUAAGAGCUUGCGCUGAUGGAGGUGCUAAUCGCCUGUAUUAUCAUAUCACAGAAGGAAAUCGUGAGAGCUUCUUGCCUGAUUACAUCAGCGGCGACUUUGAUUCCAUUAAGGCUGAAGUCCAGGAUUACUACAAGGUCAAGGGAUGUGAGUUGAUAGAGACACCGGAUCAAGACUUCACUGACUUCACCAAGUGCCUUCAGAUACUUCAGAAAAAGAUAGAAGAAAAAGGUCUCCAGAUUGAUAUGAUUGUGACCUUGGGUGGACUUGGAGGACGCUUUGACCAAGUCAUGGCAUCAGUGGAGACUCUCUUUCAUGCAACUAAUAUCACUCCCACUCCAGUUAUAGUUAUUCAAGAAUGCUCCCUCAUCUACCUACUUCAACCUGGAAAGCACAAACUGCAUGUAAACACAGGACUUGAAAGCAAGUGGUGUGGCCUCAUUCCAGUUGGGAACCCUUGUUACAACGUUACUACGACGGGCUUAAAAUGGAACCUCACUAAUCAUGUGCUAAAGUUUGGAACACUUGUCAGCACUUCAAAUACCUACGAUGAAUCUGGAGUUGUGACCAUAGAAACAGAUGAACCGUUGCUGUGGACAAUGGGUAUCAAAAAUGCUUAAGAUUAUAACUGCCUUUCUUUCAGCUAACCAAAGACUUUAAACAUAUUGGAAAAUUUCACUCAGUAACAGAAACAGAAUUACUGUGCCAGCAGUAAAAAAAAUAUUUUUUUUUUUUUUUGGAGGAGCAGAGGGAAGGGAAAGACAGUGGAGAUCAAUCGGUCAAGUGAAAAAUAUUUAGGAAGAUAGUCUGUUUUGUCACUAGUAUCUCAUUCUAGUUCCAUGUGUAGGACACAUGCACUUCCUAAACCAGCAGCACUGAAAGGGACUAAUGAGCAUAGACUGACCCACUUUACUCCUUGCAGGAGUGCGUCCAUAUUAGGUUUUAAUAUUACUGUUAAUCAGUGGUUGAAGAAUCUGUUCUCAAGUCAAAUUUUAAUUGAUGUAUUAUGUAUGUUCUUGACUUACAAUACUGCUGUACUACAGUACUUGUUUUGUAUAAGUAAACCUUUUGCUGUUUCAUGUGACUAGAACAGGCUGAUCUUCUACCCUGAUGUUUAGUAACAUAACUCAAGUGAAGUAGACAUAAAAGCUAAUUGCAAAUUUUAAAGAAAAACAGCAAUAAAUAAUACCGCUGCAGUGAAGUUUAGAAUAGCAGGCUGAGUAUUUCUUUUAAUGCUGCUGUCUGUACUGCCAUUUUACUUCUACUUUCCAGCAUCAAGUACUAUUUACAAACUUCUAAUUAACAGAAGGUGAGCAGCAUUAAACUAAUAAAGUGCUAGUAAACUGUUAGUGUGCAAGCUUUUAUAGAUUAAUAAGUUUAGAUUUGUCACAACUGUAUGAGCUUUGUAUGCAGAAGUUCAUGCAAGUUCUUUAAACAACUGGAUAAAGUUGCAUUUUAAUUUGUAAAAUUUUAAGAGACUGCUGUGAUAACCAAACUGGUAUAUUUUCUUUUAAAGAGUUUGUGGGUACAGAAUGCAUACGUCAUUGAAUAGAUGCUAAACACGAUGGUAUAUAACAAAUUUAAUGCUAAUGUUGGUGUCAAGUUGCACCAUCUUGAAAAGCACUGUAAAGACAUUAGUGGAAUCCAAAACUGUUUGGUAAGGAAGGAUAAGGGCCCUCAGCUGACAGUGUGAUCUGUAAGUAUGUAUUUCAGUUGUUGCCUCUUACAGAGAUGGUGUUUAGAACAAGAUCUGAAAAACUACCCUACUUUUUGUAAGUAAAACCAAAGAUUACUUCAGCUCAAAGACUAGAGUGAAGUCUUUUCAGCUUGCUUUAUGCUUCUGACAGCACUUUAUAUAGGCACAUUCCUUUUUGUAGGGGUCUCCCCUCCCCCGCUUACAAGACACAAUAUAGGAAAAUGGCAGUAGGUUAGUGUUUAAUAUGAACAGAUUUAGAAUUGGGUUUUAGUACCACCUAAUGCUGGGCCAAAAUAUGUAAAGAAUUAUUCUACUACUGAAAGCAAAAACCAAGAAAGGCAGUUCAGUCACUUUACCUCAUCUCGU